AUGGGCGGCGCGCCGGGCGGACGGCGGCGACCGCCGCAGAAAACCUUCGCGGGGUACAGGGAGGGCGACGAGCUCGCGACGACGGGGAGCGGCGCGAGCGCCAGAGCGGCGCCGCUCGGCGCGGGCGCGACGACGGGACGGCGACGGAGGUCGCACCCGUGGUUGGACUACCCGCCGGACUUCGAACGAAAGGUCGGGGCCGCGCUGGGGGGGCUGGCGAGGGCGCCGGCGCUGCUGCUCUCGCCGCUGCCGCCGGCGGUGCGGUUUUCGUUGGCUCGUAAUUUUGGGUUCGUGACGAAGACGUUCACGCAGUUUUUCGAUAAGGAUGGCGUGCAGUCGGUGCAGGAGUCGAUCGGGUUGGGGUCGAAGUGA
Messenger RNA from Ostreococcus lucimarinus CCE9901, 372 nucleotides. RefSeq lists its product with no specific name. Bases 1 to 372 code for a protein of 123 amino acids. The record is from RefSeq and is a predicted model, not a curated record. The transcript has a single exon. Lineage: Eukaryota; Viridiplantae; Chlorophyta; Mamiellophyceae; Mamiellales; Bathycoccaceae.